AGGCCCCACAUUGGGAAUGGAGUCUCCUUUAAAAAACUAAAAAGAUGACAGAACUUGUAAAUUAAAUCAGGGAGCAUUUUCUGAAUUUUCACUGCUGCCAAUUUAAAUGUAAAUUAAUUUAUGAGAACAGAAAGGAUUUGGAGGAGAAAUGCCAGUGGAGCAAGAGUAGAUUACGAUUACUCCCUACAUCUUCAGGUCUCUUGGUUUAUUUGCCAGAAGACACACAUACUUCUGGCAAAUAAACCAAGUUGCUUGAUUUAAAUGGUGGGCUCAGAGGGUAGGGCCAUGAGCUUCUAUAAAACUUCAGUAACAGCGGUCCCCUGGUGAUCGGCAGUCAUCACACUGCUCCUGUGACUUAAGGAACUCACUUUAUCUUCCAGCAAGACUUUUCUUAAGCAGUGUUCCUUGCUUAAGAGUUCGGGCUCUGGGUCCAGAUUGCCUGGGUUUAAAUGUCUGCUCCACCAUUUACCUCCUUGGCCUCGGACUUAACUCUUUUCUGAAUCUGUUUUUUCAAAUGUGAAAUGAGGCUGCAAGGCUGUCUGUUUCGUAGGAUUGGACUGUUGGGGGAAGGAAAGGAAGUAAUGCUUCUGGAGCACAGUGCCUGGCGUACGGUGCGUGUCCUGUCAGUGCCGGCUGUUAAUUUCUCACGUGUCUUGCCUGUGUGCUUCUUUCAGCUCACUGCUAUGGACAGUGCGAUCACCCUGUGGCAGUUCCUCCUUCAGCUCCUACAGGAGCCUCAGAACAAGCACAUGAUCAGCUGGACCUCUAACGAUGGGGAGUUCAAGCUCUUGCAGGCGGAAGAGGUGGCUCGUCUCUGGGGGAUUCGUAAGAACAAGCCUAAUAUGAAUUACGACAAACUCAGCCGAGCUCUCAGAUACUAUUAUGUAAAGAAUAUCAUUAAAAAAGUGAAUGGUCAGAAGUUUGUGUACAAGUUUGUGUCUUACCCAGAGAUUUUGAAAAUGGACCCCCUGACCGUGGGCAGGACCGAGGGAGACUGUGAGGUCGUGAGCUGUAGCGAGGUGGGCAGCGGCUCCAGGGACGCCGAGAGCGGGGGCAGAGAGAAGCCCCUGCAGCCCGGGGCCCGGGCCUCUAGCCGCAAUGACUACAUCCACUCCGGCUUGUAUUCUUCCUUCACGCUCAACUCUUUGAACUCCUCCAACAAGAAGCUCUUCAGACCUAUAAAGAUCGAGAGUCCGGCUGAGAAGCUGGCAGAGAAGAAGCCGCCCCAGGAGCCAACACCGUCUGUCAUCAGAUUUGUAACAACGCCUUCCAAGAAGCUUCCGGUUGAACCUGUUGCUGCCGCCACGUCGGCUUGCCCGGGCAUUUCUCCGUCUUCAGAAGACCCUCUCCGAGCCUUGGAGACUUUGGCUUCCCCCAGACUGCCCGCCCUGGAAGCCCCGGCCACUGCCCCCAGUGGCCCCGGCACCUUUGCCGCAUCCCCUGGGCCCUCGGCCUCCCCUUCUAUGCAGGAGCCCCCGAGGACACCUUCGCCACCACUGAGUCCGCAUCCUGACCUUGACACGGACCUUGAGUCAGUGGCAUCACAGCCCAUGGAGCUUCCAGAGAACUUGUCACUAGAACCUAAAGACCAGGAUUCAGCUUUGCUGGAAAAGGACAAAACAAGUAAUUCCUCAAGAUCCAAGAAACCCAAAGGGUUAGAGCUGGCGCCCAUCCUGGUGAUCACGGGCAGCGACCCGAGCCCGCUGGGGAUACUGAGCCCGUCUCUCCCCACAGCUUCUCUGACGCCAGCCCUUUUCUCACAGACGCCCAUCUUGCUGACGCCCAGCCCCUUGCUCUCCAGCAUCCACUUCUGGAGUACUCUCAGCCCCGUCGCUCCCCUGAGUCCAGCCAGACUGCAAGGUGCUAACACACUCUUCCAGUUUCCUUCUGUACUGAACAGUCAUGGACCGUUCACUGUGUCUGGCCUGGAUGGACCACCCACCCCUGGCCCGUUUUCCCCAGAUUUACAGAAAACAUAACCUAUGCACUUGUGGAAUGAGAGAACCGAGGAGUAAAGAAACAGAGAGACAUUCAACACGAUUACCUUUGAAGUGAGCAGUUAAUAGUUCUACAAUGCUAAUAAUAGACUAUUGUGAUUUUUGCCAUUCCCCAUUGAAAUGCCUUUUUAAGAUUCCCUUUGAAUAUGACUCAAGUUGGACUGUAUAUAAAAAUGCCUUAAUUGGAGUCCAAGCUCCACCUCCUUCUUCCUUCCUUCCUUCCUUCCUUCCUUUCUAAUAUUUUGAGCUUUGUGUUCAAUUUUUGGUGGGGUUUAGCAGCUAGCUAUGGUUCGCAAGAGCAGUUAAGAACAAAGUUACUCCUUUUGCCUUACUGGGACCCUUUGGCCAGGAAAACAGUUAUGCUUUGCGUGUAUUAUUUGGAGAAAUGUUAACUGCAGUUGGUCAUAUCUUCACGACUAAGUGUGUUCUCUGGAAAAACAAAAAGUGAGCUGUGCACAAGCAGUGAAGAAAAAGCAGUCAUGCCUGUCCACACACACUGUGGGAGAGAUUCUGUCUGGCUUGAAGAGUAACGUAUGUAAGCAAUCCGCAGAAAAGACCUCUUGCAUCGCGGUGGGUUUCUCAGCUGCAUGUGUGAUCUUGUCUCAACCUGUGAACAGAGCUCGGAGCCUCCUAGUCUGUUGCAACAUAGGAAGGUGUUUUAAACCUGGGGGUUAAGAUGGUGUUUGCAACAACCAGUGAGAGCAGGGGAGCCCGCCUCUAGCAUGGAAGUGCCGUCGGCUCUCUGGGUGAGGUGAUUACACCCCCAUGGUACACAGCCUGGUUAAGUGAUGGCUUUUAGGAGGAAACCGGGUGUUGAAGUCCGGAGGCAUCUCUGAGUAAAACGUUCAGCUGGAUAACUUGAAACAACAUGCGGGGCUGUCCCAGUUAGAAGAGACUUUCUCUUUUCUGUUCGUCUUACCCUAUUUUCUACUGCACGUUUACCUUCUUCUAAACUUCAGGUUGUUAGGGGCUGUGCUAGUUUUAAAGAUGUGAUGAGGAAGACACAAAGCAAGGCGAAGCCUCCAAGUCUAUGGUGAGGUGAAGGUGUGCUUAUUUCUUUGGCAAAGUGUUUUUUAGUGAGAGAGCAGCAGAAUUGGUUUGGAAGCUCAUAUGCAGGGAUUGCAUUGUUCACGUUAGUAGGGAGAAACGGAGGCCUUCCUCUCUCUGUUACCACAUUGAGAAACUUUGACUGCACGGUAAUCAGUGCAGAUGCGGACGAUGCUCUGGAGCCUCCCGACUGAAUCGAUACCAACAUCGCAGUGGAAUUGGUGAAAACCGUGGCUUUUGAAGUCUAGGAUUAGGGGUGCCCGGGUGGCUCAGUUGGUUAAACUACUGCCUCCCGCUCAGGUCAUGAUCCCAGGGUCCUGGGAUCUA
Messenger RNA from Mustela erminea (ermine), 3371 nucleotides. RefSeq names its product ETS transcription factor ELK4 (gene ELK4). The coding region runs from base 522 to 1979 and encodes 485 amino acids. Gene Ontology annotation, biological process: cell differentiation; regulation of transcription by RNA polymerase II. Gene Ontology annotation, cellular component: nucleus. Gene Ontology annotation, molecular function: sequence-specific DNA binding; DNA-binding transcription factor activity, RNA polymerase II-specific. The transcript is spliced from 4 exons. Lineage: Eukaryota; Metazoa; Chordata; Mammalia; Carnivora; Mustelidae. The record is from RefSeq and is a predicted model, not a curated record.